Molecule: messenger RNA, 3668 nt
Organism: Daphnia pulex (common water flea)
Lineage: Eukaryota; Metazoa; Arthropoda; Branchiopoda; Diplostraca; Daphniidae
Product: ABC transporter G family member 20-like
Exons: 14
Coding region: 354-2666 (770 amino acids)
Cellular component (GO): membrane
Molecular function (GO): ATP hydrolysis activity; ABC-type transporter activity; ATP binding
Source: RefSeq, a predicted model, not a curated record
UUAUGGAAUCAAGGACAACUGUGGGAUGGGCUUUGCUGGUUGCAGCAUUGACUCGAACAUUACUUUUUAGCUGACAGUGUUAAUCUUGUGCCCAGUUGUCUGCAUCCUGUAGGGAUAGAAACACAUAGAUAAAACGCGCUAAGAAUUUUAAACAAAUACUCAUUGCACAACAGUUUUCUUAGUGAAUCGGACGUACGAGACGUUGAAUGUGGGAAUGUCAUCGCUCGCAAUUUAAGAGAGAGAAGUGCCAAUCAACCACGAUAGUCUUACUAGCAAAAAUCAUUCAGCCUGUUCCUUAGUACUGCAAUCGCUGAUUAGUUUUUUAAGAAAAGACCAACGAGAUUAUUAUUGCAAUGAAUAAAGGAGUCCUUGUCCAAAAUGCGACUAAAACCUAUGGCGUCGGAAGUGGUAAGUGUGCAAUACUCCAAGGGCUCGACAUGAACGUGAUAAAAGGAACCAUAUACGGUUUGCUCGGAGCCAGCGGUUGCGGUAAGACGACCCUGUUGAGUUGCCUCGUCGGACGUCGCCGACUGGAUAGCGGAGAAAUUCUCGUCCCAGGACAUACGCCUGGAUCACCGGAAAGCGGAAUCCCUGGUCCAAGGGUCGGCUACAUGCCGCAAGAACUGGCCUUGUUCGAUUACUUGAGCAUCAAAGAAACGCUCCACUAUUUCGGCCGCAUCUACAAUUUGAAAACGGAUUUCGUCGACUCGCAAUUGGAGUUUCUGUCGAAGUUGUUGGAUCUCCCCCCGAGUCAUCGUUACGUCGGGACGCUGAGUGGUGGCCAACAAAGACGCGUCUCUUUUGCUGUCGCCCUUUUCCACGAACCGGAGCUGCUCAUCUUGGACGAGCCAACGGUUGGCGUUGAUCCUCUACUCAGGCACAACAUCUGGAAUCAUCUUGUCCGCCAGAGUGUCGACCAUGGUAGAACGGUGAUAGUCACCACCCACUACAUCGAAGAAGCUCGACAAGCCAACACGAUUGGAUUGAUGCGCUCGGGUCGGCUGCUCGCGGAAGACUCGCCGGAGAAUCUGCUAAGAGAUUACAACCAAACUUCGCUGGAGAAUGUAUUUCUGGAGCUUUGCAUGAAAAACGACGAAAAUAAACUCACUUCGAUUGUCACAAACGACAUAAGUUGUAACCAGACUGAAUACAAAAAUGAACAGACACAACAAUCGCAGGGAGGCGUUGGCAACAGGGUCUUCGACGAAAGCGCACUGUCAAACGUAACUGAAACGGAUAUCGCCAUCCAACUCCAGAAUCAUAACAAUUGCGACGUUAUAUCACCAACUGAUUCUUUUGUGAACAUAUCACAUUUCAAUCCUGACAUCUGUGUCACGACUGAUAAGUCUGACCGGUCGGGCGGAAGCGAAACGAGCAGCGCACUUCAAUUUACUGGAAGUUCCAACAGUACGACUUCCGGCAAACGUCAAAAUCGGCCCUUCCGGGUGUCCCUGCCAUCCCCGCAUCGCCUCAUCGCGCUCAUUCGAAAGAAUUACUUGCAGACUUUUCGUAACAUUGGGAUCGUCCUAUUCAUCUACUUGAUGCCCCCCUUCCUGUCAACUGUUUUUAAUGCGACUCUCGGACAUGACCCGAUUGGCCUCAAGUUGGCCAUUGUCAACGAUGAACUGGAUCUCAGCCAAGGUCGAAUCUGCACCAGCAACACAACGGACUGCACUUAUUCCAUGCUCAGCUGUCGCUACCUUCGCUACAUCAAAGAUAACAUUAUUCGGGUCCCAUACGACAAUGUAUCAGAAGCUUUGGACGCUGGAAGGAAUGGCCAAGUUUGGGGAGUGAUCCAUUUCGGACAUAAUUUUACGGGGGAGUUUGAGAUUCGACAGGAUGCUGGAGAUUCGGCAACGUUAGAAAACAUUAUCCGCAGUCGAAUAAGCGUCAACAUGGAUUCGUCAAAUCAAAUCAUCUACUCUUCCAUCGAGAAAUGGAUAUUGGAGGCAUUUGAAGAUUUUUACAAGGAUUUUAUGAGAUCGUGCGGACAUGAACCAGAGGCUGGUUUUAUUCCUUUGGAGUUUCUUGAUCCCGUUUACGGCCAAAAUGAUACCCCAUUCACAGAAUUUCUGUCUGCUGGAAUAAUUAUUUCUCUUGUGUACUUCAUGGGAGUUUCAUUAACGGCUGGCGUCUUUAUUACUGAAAAACAACAAGGUCUUCUUGACCGCAACUUGGUGGCAGGUGUGAAGAUGACCGAAGUUCUAAUGAGUCAUUUAGUCAAUCAAUUUACCGCAAUGAUUGGUCAAACUGCGUUGGUUUUCUUGGUUAUGUUAUUGAUCUUUAGCAUUCCGUGCCAGGGGAGUUUGGUUCUAGCUGUAUUCAUUACUUUUCUUCAGGGUUUUGUGGGAAUGAGCUUCGGUUUGCUGAUCGCCACUGUGUGUGAUGAUGAAAUUGGCGCCCUUAUACUUUCGCAGGGAAGUUUUCUUCCAAUGAUAGUAAUCAGCGGAAUUUGGCCAAUCGAAGGAAUGUCGUUUUACUUUCGCUAUUUUGCAUACUGCUCGCCGAUGACGUAUGCCAUUGAAUCUUUAAGGUGUGUUUUCACUCGAGGAUGGGGAAUAGAAGAAACCGACGUCUACGUGGGAAUCUUAAUCAGCAUUGCUUGGAUUUUUUCCUUGUUAAGUUUAUGCUUGAUUGUUUUACAGAAGCGCAAAAAUUCUAGAUAAAAAUGAUAAAAAUUGAAAAUCUGGAUGAAAGCAUUCAAAUUUUGGUAUACUCAGUUUGAACGAAUAAGAAAAAUUGUAUUUCCAUUUAUUUUAUUAGCCAUUUCGGUCUUCUGAUCGACGAUGACGAAAUACUUUCUGUUUCUAAUUUUCUUUAGGUUGCAUAACAUAAGAAUUUUUGUAAAAUUUGAUGAACAAGUUAUUAUUAAUAAACCUACUUCAGUUUUCCAAAGAGAAAGUUCAGUUUUAUUAGACGGUCCGUCACGGCAAUAAAUUUGAUUAUUCCCGAGGACGGGUAAGAAAUCGCAUUCCCGCGCAAAUGAAUCAGCUGAGUCAGCUUCCAGUCAACUGCUGAUCAGCUGAUGGCCUGGUGUGGUCCAAUGCUGAUCGUGAUGAUUCAUUAACGGAUUGACUGAUCCACACGUUGACGUGAUUUGUGACUGAUUGUUGAUUCCAACCGGUGUUUGAAUAAUAAUCACCAAAUAUUCGUCGUAACAUUUGACACCGUUUAUUCUAACGUUAAAAAAAUUCGUGGUGGAUCAUGAUCUGAACAUCUGAUUAUUCUUUGUCUACAAAACCAACAACCCUAUUAGUCAAUAGAUAAAAACAGAAAAGUAGCCGUCAAAUGCAAGAGGUUAUUACCACAUCAAUUCACAGCAAACGGACUUGACAUCAACUUUAUGAACACGGAACCUGAUGUGUUGAGGGUGUCAGUGUUGGGUGUCAAUCAAUUGUUAGAGAUUCUUGUCUGAAGACCCAAGACAGGUUCUUCUAGGCAAUUAUGUUGGAGCCUGUAAUUUGAAAACACGUUGGAAAGAAGAAUCCACUAAAUUGCACACAUCUGUGUCAGCUCUUCCGGUAUCAAAUCUAAUACUCCAACCUUUCUUCGGAAUUUCUCUUCAACAAAGACUGUAAGUGAAUCCAUCAACUGCUUUUAAUUUUUAAAUGUUAUGUGUAAGUUGAGAUAUGAAUAGAAUUUUGCAAGAUUGCUUAUGUUUAACGUAA